GGCCACAUUCCCAUCACAAUUCAUACAAACAAACCUUCAUAGCUUCAUUUUCCAUUAUUUAGCUCUAUUUCAAGCUUAAAAACCAAAACCAUGGUUGCCAUCACUUAUGAUAUGGAGGUCACUUCCUCAGUCCCAGCUGCAAAGAUGUUCAAAGCCAUGGUGCUCGACGCUGACACUCUCAUUCCCAAGAUCAUGCCUCAGGCCAUCAAGAACGUGGAGAUCGUGGAAGGAGAUGGUGGCGUUGGCACCGUGAAGAUCAUUCAUUUCGGUGAAGGGAGCCAGUAUAAGAGCGCUAAGCACCGUGUGGAGGCUAUUGACAAGGAGAACUUGACACACACCUACAGCAUCAUCGAUGGCGAUGCUCUUGUAGGUGUCCUCGAAUCCAUCACUUAUCAUAUCAAGAUCGUCCCAACGGAGGACGGAGGAUGCAUCUGCAAGAACAGAAGCAUUUACAACACCAAAGACGAGGUCGAGAUUGAUGAGGAGAAGAUAAAGGAAGGGAAAGAGAAGGCCAUGGCUAUGUUCAAGGCCAUUGAGGCAUAUGUUCAAGCCAAUCCUGAUGCCUAAGUGUCAACUGCAAUUUUCCCUCAUUUGUUUUAUUCCCUUUUAAUGCUGAAGUUUGUGUUUGUUCAAUUUUUUUUGUUCUGUUUUUGUAAUGUUUUUAUUUUCUUGAAUUUCAAGUUAAUGAAUUUGAUUUUUAUGAUGCAGAAUUGCAAGUUUGCAAUAGAAAGUGAUAAUAUCUCUCCAUGUCAUAUUCUUCUGAAAAACAAAAUAGCAGAUUGGUAGUUAAUGUACAUGAAAUCAACUAUU
Salvia hispanica is the source of this 810-nucleotide messenger RNA. The record is from RefSeq and is a predicted model, not a curated record. NCBI's taxonomy places the organism in Eukaryota, Viridiplantae, Streptophyta, Magnoliopsida, Lamiales, Lamiaceae.